Molecule: messenger RNA, 2235 nt
Organism: Huiozyma naganishii CBS 8797
Lineage: Eukaryota; Fungi; Ascomycota; Saccharomycetes; Saccharomycetales; Saccharomycetaceae
Gene: PRD1
Product: metalloendopeptidase
Exons: 1
Coding region: 1-2235 (744 amino acids)
Biological process (GO): peptide metabolic process; proteolysis
Cellular component (GO): mitochondrial intermembrane space
Molecular function (GO): metalloendopeptidase activity
Source: RefSeq, a predicted model, not a curated record
AUGGUCAAUUCCGGCAGUUUGUGCAAAGUAACACGCUUUCUGGUAAAGGUAUCCCGAAGUAAACUUACUUUGCUGCCCUUUGUAGUGUUGCCCACGGCUCUUUUUGCGACUUCACAUUUCUACCAGUCUUCCAGGUCGUAUUCUUCAACCAGUAGUGGUCUGUCCAGAAUGUCCCCACAGUUAGUGCCACCAGCAGGGGCCCUGCCACGGUGGGAAUUUCCCUCUGCCAAAAUUGGUGAGGAGGCAACCCGUAUUAUCGAAUCAACAAACAAGUUUUACGAUGAACUUGUUGAAAUUUCCAAUCCAUCAAUUGACAACCUGGUCAAACCGUAUAUGAACCAUGAGAACAGCAUUGGUCUCAUGGUCAAUCAAUUAUGCUUUUUGCAGCAUGUAUCUAGUGAUAAGGAAAUAAGAGAGGCUUCUAAUAAGGCUACUGAACUGUUGCAAAAUUUUGAAAUUGAAACUUCUUUGAGACACGAUCUGUUUCUGCAAUUUGACAAGAUCUGGAAAGAAUUGAAACCAAGAAAGGAGGAGUUUUCGCACGAUGAGGAACAAUUUGAAAUUUACAAGUUUGUGGAAAAAUGCCAUAAGGACUUCGUCCGUGCCGGUUUAAAUCUGUCCGAGGAGGAUAGAAACAAGGUUAAGGAUAUCAAGAUAAAAAUUGCCAGCAAUUCAUUAGAGUUUUCCAAAAAUUUGGGGGAGCAGAAAGAGUUUUUGCUCUUCUCGAAAGAGCAAUUGGACGGUGUCUCCGAUACUGUUAUGGAACAGUUUGAGCAAGUCAAAGAUGAGACCACAAACGAGACAAAUUACAAAGUUACGUUCAAGUACCCUGAUAUUUUCCCCGUUUUGAAAAUGGCCAAGAAUGCAGAGACCAGAAAGACUGCCUUCUGCGGCGACCAAAAUAAAGUUCCCCAAAAUGAAGAAUUGUUCGUUGCCACUUUAAAGUUGAGAGAUGAACUGGCCACUUUAUUGGGCUAUGACACCUACGCCAACUACAACUUGGAAAUCAAGAUGGCCAAGAAGCAGAGCACUGUCUUCAAAUUCUUGAACGAUUUGAAGGAUAAGUUGAAACCGUUGGGUGAAAAGGAAAUUGGAAUCUUGAAGUCUAUCAAAGAGGCAGAAUGUAAGGAAUUGGGCGUACCAUUUGAUGGACGUUACUAUAUUUGGGAUCAUCGUUACUACGAUACCAAGUACCUAAAGGAUAACUUCAAUGUUGACCAUGAGGCAAUUGCUGAAUAUUAUCCGAUCGAUUCGACCAUCGAGGGGAUGUUGAAAAUCUAUGAAACCGUCUUCAAAUUAAAGUUUGUAGAAGAAAAGGACACCGCGAAGAAAAACGUUUGGAACGAAGACGUCAAGCAAAUCGCCGUUUGGAAGAUGGACAAUGUGAAAACUCCGGUCUUUGUUGGGUGGAUAUACUUCGACUUGCAUCCAAGGGAUGGAAAAUACGGACAUGCGGCCAACUUCGGCAUUGCGUCCUCUUACAUUAGGGAGGAUGGCAGCAGAUCAUACCCUGUAACCGCCUUGGUUUGCAACUUUUCAAAAUCGUCGGCAACAAAACCUUCGCUGCUGAAACAUAACGAGAUUACCACUUUCUUCCAUGAGUUAGGUCAUGGUAUUCAUGACCUUGUUGGGAAGAACAGGGCCGCCAGAUUUAAUGGGCCUGGAGCUACGCCAUGGGAUUUCGUGGAGGCUCCAUCCCAGAUGCUCGAGUUUUACACUUGGGAUAAAAAUGCGUUGCAGUCCUUGUCGAAACAUUAUAAGACCGGUGAGCAGAUUCCAGAAAAGCUGUUAGAUUCGCUGAUUGCCACAAAGCAUGUCAAUGGUGCUCUGUUUGCACUAAGACAACUACACUUCGGAUUGUUUGAUAUGACCGUCCACACAAGCAAAGAUGUCGCAAGCCUAGAUUUGUUGAAGCUGUGGGGAGACCUGAGACAGGAAAUCAGUUUAGUUGAGAAUGGUGGUCAGUACACGAAGGGGUACGACUCGUUUGGACAUAUCAUGUCCGAUUCCUACUCUGCUGGUUAUUACGGGUACAUGUGGGCUGAGGUGUUUGCAACCGAUAUGUACCGUACCAAGUUUGCCCCAAAUCCUUUAGAUUCGAGUGUAGGUAUGAAAUACAGGGAUAUUGUGCUAGCUAACGGAGGACUGUAUGAGAUUGACGACAAUCUGAAGGAAUUCUUGGGUAGAGAGCCUUCCAAGGAUGCUUUCCUAAAAGAGCUGGGCUUGCAAGCCUAG